CUGCAUAAACAAAUAAAAAAGGAAGUGUCUUUCUCUUACCAGUCCCCGCGAAUCGGGUCGUUUUCCCGGUCUUAAUCAGUCUUUUCCUUCGUGGGUUCUCUUCCUUUGUUUCUUUUCUUUCAAAAGCAUCGCCUUCUCCGCGGGCAGAGCUCUGCACAGUAGUAUAUAUAGUCAACUGCAGAAUCUGUUUGAUCAUCAAUCGCUCCAUACUGAAGAAUCAGAAAGAAAAAAAAGGAAAUCAAAAUCAAGGAAAGAAUGGCGGCAGAAGAAGGCCAGGUUGCUGUGACAGUGAGCAACAAGCAAGUGAUUUUCAACAACUACGUUUCAGGCUUCCCGAAGGAAUCCGACAUGUCAAUCGUCGUCGGGGAAAUCAACCUCAAACUCCCCGAAUCCGCCGCCGGCGGCCUUCUGCUGAAGAAUCUCUACCUCUCCUGCGACCCUUACAUGCGCCCUCGUAUGAGAAAUUCCUCUGGCUCCUACGUCGGUGCCUUUCAGCCAGGAUCACCAUUGAGUGGAUAUGGAGUGGCGAAGGUUUUGGAAUCAGGGCAUCCUAAUUUUGAGAAGGGUGAUCUGGUGUGGGGGUCAACAGGGUGGGAAGAGUACACUGUGAGUACAGAACCUGGUCAACUCUUCAAGAUUCAGCACAAAGAUGUCCCACUCUCCUAUUACACUGGGAUUCUUGGUAUGCCUGGAAUGACUGCCUAUGUUGGACUGUACGAGCUCUGCUCCCCUAAGAAGGGAGAGUAUGUGUAUGUUUCAGCAGCUUCAGGCGCAGUUGGUCAGCUUGUUGGGCAGUUUGCAAAGCUGGCUGGCUGCUACGUUGUUGGAAGUGCAGGAAGUCAAGAAAAGGUUGAUCUGUUGAAGAACAAGUUCGGAUUCGACGAAGCUUUCAACUACAAGGAGGAGCAGGACUUGGCUGCUGCACUGAAAAGGUACUUCCCUCAAGGCAUUGACAUCUACUUCGAGAACGUGGGCGGGAAGAUGCUGGACGCCGUGCUAGGGAACAUGAGGCUCCGGGGCCGGAUUGCUGUCUGUGGGAUGAUCUCUCAGUACAACCUGGAGAGCCCUGAAGGGGUUCACAACUUGGCAAGCUUGAUCAUGAAUCGAAUUCGAAUGGAAGGGUUCAUAGUCAGUGACCACUACCAUCUGUACCCCAAGUACCUGGAGAUGGUCGUGCCCAAGAUCAAGGAAGGGGAGAUUGUUUACGUGGAAGACACGGCUGAAGGGUUGGACAGUGCUCCUGCUGCUCUGGUUGGGCUGUUCUAUGGGCGAAAUGUCGGGAAGCAAGUUGUUAAGGUUGCUGAUGAUUGAAGGGGGAGUGUUUGGUCGUUGUGUUGGGGAAAUGAAAGUGUACGAUUCCUUGUUUGUGUGUUUUGAGAUUGUGAGAUGAUGGUCUUGAUCGGAAGAUGAAUAAAGCAAUAUUUGGAACUAAGCAUCAUGAAGAAGAAAUCUGAGUGAAAAAGCUAUAAGUCUAUGAUAUAAAAUCAACUACACAAACAAUAGGACACCACAAGGUCGAACCACGUUUGUUCCUCGUGUUCUUUUGUUUUUGUGCACUAUCGAGUUGUUCGCGGUAUAAGAGCUCUGGUAAGUGAUAAUAUUCAGGUCACAUUAUUUUCUUUCAUAAUGAGUAGCGAUAAUGAGAAAUAUAGUAACAUUACGUCUUUUUUUGGGAGCAACGAGCAACAACAUAAAUCCUCAAAAACCGCUCAGUUUGCAUCUGUGCACAAUACCAAAAAUCAAUUUGCUGAAAAGAAACUUAUGGACUCCAACUUACCGACAACAGUUGUAGAAAAAGUUGUUAUUGACUAUUAAAUUUCAAUUAAAGUUGAUCAAUAACAAUUGGACAAGUAUGUAUUGUAGAAAAUACAUUAAUUUAAUCAUGUAUUAGGCAUGUGAUUAGAGGAGUUCACAUAAUGCCUCAAUUUAGUAUUUGGUUUGCAACAACGGUAUUGAAUUAUUAAAAUUUUUCUAUGUACGCAAGAAUUGUUAGAAUACACAUAUCGUUCGAAUAAUACGAUUCCAUAAAAAAAUAUAAAAAAGCAAGUUACGCAUGCAUUUGUUCUAGAAAUCAGUUGGCAUGAUUGCUAAGAAACACCUAAAUACGUGCAUCAAACGUUUUACAUAUAUUUUUAAAAGCAUUUUAUGUAUAUAGUGAUAUUUCAAUCAUAAUACGAAAGAACGAUAGUUUAAAACACAUAAAACACGUGCAAUAAUGUGAUUUUAACACACUGCUUGGUAUAAAUAAAUUCCAUAAGUUUUGAUGAAUUCAGUUGAAAAUGAAAGAUUUUUGUGUUUGGUAUUUAAAAGAAUUCAUUUUCAAUUAUAAAUUUUGAAUUCUACGCAAUUGGAACUAGUUAUAGCAAUUUCGAGGAAUUGAGAUGAAAUUUUCAAAUGAAUUCUACAAGUAUUUACUAAUUAUAAUAGAAUGAGAUAAUUAUCUUCAUUUAUUAACCAAAUUACUUCUACACAUAUUAUGUAGCACCAAUUCAUGCCGUAUGAGAAACGUUAGCAAGAAUUUGAUUGCAAUGCUAGUUGCAUAUGCUGGUUAUUUGAUAUUUAUACUUCGAUUGUAUCAAUAUGUUGAGAAGGCACAACUAGAGUAUAGGGUUCAUCGAUGAAAUAUUAGGAAAUAACUAAUGAAUAGAAUAGAAAAACAUAAUAACACUUUUGAUAUUCAACAUAUGGGACCAAAAGCGUUUUUUAGAAGAUAGAUUUUCAAUGAAUAUUGUUUUUGCCGAAAAUUAAUAAGGAUGUAGUUGGAAACUUUUUAUUUAAUUCAAUUCUAAACGUGUGCCAACAUGGUUUUGGCAUUUAUUUCUAAAGAUUCGAAUAUGAGAUACCAAACAUCGGAAUUUAUUUGAUAAUGAAUUCUACGCGAUAAUUCAUAUUAAAAUGAAAUGAAUUCCCGAUUCAUUUGGUACCAAACGAUUUCCAUUUGUAUCAAACAUAUAACAGAAAGAUAAGCUUGGAUUAUACUCGCUUUGAAGUAGGGGUAGGCAUCUGGUUCGGUAAACCCGAACCAAACCGAAACCGAACUAUUACUAUUCGGAUCGGAAUUCGAAACCAGAAUGUGGGUAUUUCGGAAACCAGGGUGGUCAUACCGAACUCGAAAUUCCGAAACCCGAACCGAGAACCCGAAAUAUAUGCCCAGCCCAGUU
Messenger RNA from Linum trigynum, 3161 nucleotides. The record is from the annotation of a GenBank genome assembly. Lineage: Eukaryota; Viridiplantae; Streptophyta; Magnoliopsida; Malpighiales; Linaceae.